UCAAUGACGUCUUUUUAAGACCACACAUCGUAACGCCGUUCCUGGUGGUGGUGGGGAAAAACCAUCAGUAAAAACAAAAACAGACAGAUAAAGGGGUUAGGGUUAUAUAUUUAGUAAAACUCGACUUUUUUUCCUCCGCGUGAUCGAAUGUCUAAUCCACGAAUCCCUUUCGGAAAAUUUGCAAAAGUGGAGAACGGGACGAGAAGUAGUGAGAAAAGAAAAGAAAGCCGAGACCAUAUCACAACAGUGUGGGGAGGGGGGGCGUCUUUAAGCCGGAAUCCCACAUCAAAGCAACUAAAAGAUUUUGCUCAAUUCCUAUUAACAAACUAAGGAUAUCACUGCAUGAAUGGCUGCUGUGGAUGACUUCAAAUUCCAAGAAUUUGACGAUGCAGCCAAUUUGUUGGCAGCCAAUCCAGAUGCUGUCACUAUAAGUAUUGAUAAACCUACUGAAAAACCAAAGAAAAAACAUGGACACUUGCAAGAAUCUGGAAGAGAAGAAGACGAUGAACUUCUGGAGACAGAUGAUUCUGAUAAAACUGAGUUGCUUGCUGGGCAGAAGAAAAGUGCUCCAUUCUGGACAUUUGAAUAUUAUCAGACAUUUUUUGAUGUGGAUACGUACCAGGUUUUGGACAGAAUCAAAGGUUCUGUAUUUCCAGUGCCAGGGAAAAACUUCGUGAGACUGUAUGUUCGGAGUAAUCCCGAUCUUUAUGGUCCGUUUUGGAUAUGUGCCACCCUAGUCUUUGCUGUUGCAAUUAGCGGUAACCUUUCAAAAUUCUUCAUCCAUCUGGGUAAACGUGAUUUUCAUUAUGUACCAGAUUUCCGCAAAGUCUCCAUAGCUGCGACAGCCAUCUAUGCUUAUGCCUGGCUAGUUCCUCUCGCUCUCUGGGGAUUCCUUAUGUGGAGAAAUAAUAAAGUUGUGAACAUUGUCUCCUACUCGUUUCUCGAGAUUGUGUGUGUUUAUGGCUAUUCACUCUUCAUCUACAUACCAACAGCGAUUUUAUGGAUCAUUCCACAGAAAGUUCUCCGAUGGGUUCUGGUAGCAUUUGCUCUGUGUCUUUCAGGAUCUGUUCUAGUAAUGACAUUUUGGCCUGCCGUGAGAGAUGACAACCGGAGAAUCGCAAUGGCUACAAUUGUAACAGUUGUCCUUCUUCAUGCCUUACUGGCUGUUGGUUGCUUGGCAUACUUUUUCGAUGCGCCUGAACUGGAAGUCCUUUCAUUGACUACAGUACUUCCACCUAAUGGAACAAUAGAAGUAACAAAGGCUCAGUAAAUAUGGAGAUUUCUAUGAAUCAGCUGAAUUGGUCUGCUGCACAAAGAGAAGCAACCCGAAAUGAAACCUGGACCAGGAGGAAACUUUGAGUGGGAUUUCAUGUCUCUAGAUACUGUUUGAAUGCAGACACACUGUCUAUAAAAACAUAUACAAUCUGCUUUUCUGUAAAAUGUCACAGAAGGAAAUGGAACAUGAUUUUAAAACUUUCCAAAUUAAACUAAUUACUG
Messenger RNA from Thamnophis sirtalis, 1497 nucleotides. It is a transcript of the gene YIPF1, whose product is annotated as Yip1 domain family member 1. Gene Ontology annotation, cellular component: membrane; Golgi apparatus. The record is from RefSeq and is a predicted model, not a curated record. Lineage: Eukaryota; Metazoa; Chordata; Lepidosauria; Squamata; Natricidae. Gene Ontology annotation, biological process: vesicle-mediated transport. Gene Ontology annotation, molecular function: small GTPase binding.